AUGUAUCUUCCAGCAGCCAGGGCAGGCCCCUCGACGAUCGCCGUUCGUCGGCGACUGGUCAGAACAGCUUCGUCUAUAGCCAGAGCCGGCCCCGAUACAAGUCUACCACGGAGUGCCCCUUUAACGGCACUGGCACACGACACCUCUGACCAUUUCCCACCAUUCGCCUCGUCAUCACCUCGACCUAUCUAUCCUUCUACACCAACAACGGCCGAUGAUGAACUGUUGAAGGCUCACUUUGACGCCCCGAAUCACCAAACGACUGAUCCAUCCUCAUCGACCACUGGUCUAUUCCAAUUCCCUCCUCUGACUUCACCAAAGCGACUUCGACCGCUGACUGAACGAGCUCUGGUCCUGUGCAGAGCACUGCAGCAGCGUAUACAAAAUGCUCCGAUGGAUCCUACGGGUAGAGAACUUCGACUGGUGGUGAAGAAUUUCGACCGCCUGAGCGAUACGCUAUGCGGUGUCAUUGACCUCUGCGAAAAGGUCCGACAUUUGCAUCCCGAUCCAAAAUGGGUGCAAGCCGCUGAGGAGGCCAGCGAUCGUCUGAAUGGGUACAUGAACAUGCUGAAUGUGGAUGAGAAGAUGUAUCAAUCCUUACGAGCCUGCCUCGCCCAUGACUUUGCAGACCCUUUAUCCCAAUCCGAGAGAUCCAUCGCCAAAACCUUUGAGAGCGAUUUUGAAAAGUUUGGCAUACACCUCUCACCUCGUCAACGAGCCAAGUUUGUGGACCACUCCAACCGGCUUCUCGCUAUGAGUCGAGAUGUAUCGCACAACGCCCAAGCGGGGCCUUCAUCCGGACCACCCAUCCACAUACCGAACGCCGACAAAGUCCUGGCUGGGAUGGGAGCCCAGUUCAUCACCAAUCUCACAUUCGCCGGAGAGAACGAAGCGGUCAUCGAACCUGGAUCAUGGCAGAGCCAUAUGAUUCUUCGUUUCGCGCGUGACGGCGAGUUGAGGCGUCAGGUGUACAUCGGGAAUCAGAGAUACGAUGCGCAAAAGGUCGAGACACUCGAGGCCAUGUUGAGGGAACGGGCGACGCUCGCAGGCGUACUUGGCAAGGAGUCAUGGGCGGACGCAAUUCUGGUGGACAAGAUGGCACGCAAUCCAGCUCAGGUCAUGGGUUUCCUCAACUCCCUGGCCCAGCACCACAGGCCGGCAGCUUUGACCGACAUCGCAGCUCUACAAAGACUCAAAGCGAGCUCGUUGACUGGAAAUCACUAUCCGGAGGAGAAUCCUCAUACUGCCCAUCUACCCGCCUUGUCUGCCUGGGACAGGGACUACUACACUGAGAAAUACAUGUCGAGCUUGUCAUCGAAAUCAAUGAACUCCAUCUCGCAGUAUUUUACCGUUGGAUCAGCCCUUCUCGGCGCAUCGAGACUGUUCACGCAGCUGUACGGUAUCUCAUUCAAACCUGUCGCCAUGUCGCCUGGCGAGUCUUGGCACCCUUGGGUCAGGCGUCUGGAUGUGAUCGACGAGAAAGAAGGCCGAGUCGGGACGAUCUACUGUGAUCUGUUCGCUAGGGAAGGCAAAACUGCCCCAGCUGCGCAUUACACUGUACGCUGCGCUAGACGGGUCGAUGACGAUGACGCUGCUGGAGAUGGGUUGCCUGAAGAAUGGGACGCGCCUUACGGCCAAGGCUUGGAGGUGUUUGGAGAGACGAUGAGAGGGAAAGAAGGACGAUAUCAACUUCCGGUCGCAGUCUUGACCUGCGAUUUCGGCCUGGGAGAGGACACGAGACCUGCCUUAUUGUCUUGGCAAGAGCUCGAAACAUUGUUCCAUGAGCUCGGACACGCCAUGCACUCCAUGAUCGGCAGGACCGACUUUCACAAUGUGUCGGGAACGCGUGUUGCGACCGACUUUUGUGAACUCCCUUCUAUCCUCAUGGAGUAUUUUGUGUCCUCACCACGAGUCCUGUCACUGUUCGCCGCACACCACCAAACUGGAGAGCCACUCCCGCACGAUCUGUUGAGACAACAUCUGAAACUCAAAGACUCCCUCUCGGCCUUGGAGACUCAUCAACAGAUCCUCUUGUCAAUCUUGGAUCAGCAAUAUCAUACCAUCUCGCCUUCGGAUACUGGCUCACUCGACUCCACUGCAAUCUUGAAGGAUCUAACCAACACUGUCGGGGUCGUGCCAUUCGUCGAAGGGACAGCUUGGCAACCUCAAUUCGGACACCUGCAAUCGUAUGGAGCGACAUACUACUCGUAUUUGUUCGAUCGAGCAAUUGCAGGCAAGAUCUGGCACACACUGUUCAGCCAUUCGCUUGAAGACAACAUCAGUCGAAGAGGGGGCGAAGAGUUCAAGGAGAAGAUUCUGAAAUGGGGCGGAGGCAAGGAUCCCUGGGAACUCGUCGCCAGUGUCAUCGGUGGCGCUGAAGGAGACAUCAUCGCCAAGGGUGACGCUAAAGCCAUGGAAAUGGUCGGGGGCUGGAUGACUCAGCCGAGUGGAUCAGCCUGA
This is a messenger RNA of Kockovaella imperatae, 2460 nucleotides long. RefSeq names its product mitochondrial intermediate peptidase 2. Bases 1 to 2460 code for a protein of 819 amino acids. Gene Ontology annotation, biological process: peptide metabolic process. The record is from RefSeq and is a predicted model, not a curated record. Gene Ontology annotation, cellular component: mitochondrion. The transcript is spliced from 3 exons. Gene Ontology annotation, molecular function: metalloendopeptidase activity. Lineage: Eukaryota; Fungi; Basidiomycota; Tremellomycetes; Tremellales; Cuniculitremaceae.